This is a messenger RNA of Periconia digitata, 1176 nucleotides long. The record is from the annotation of a GenBank genome assembly. Lineage: Eukaryota; Fungi; Ascomycota; Dothideomycetes; Pleosporales; Periconiaceae.
AUGCCAUUCUACCCCUUCGGCCCCUUCUCUCUCCAAUGGCGCGCCCCGACCCCAAAUCCACCAAUCCCAAACACACCCCUUCCCCCAAACGUCAAGAGAAUCUACAUUCAAACCCCCUCAGGCCCAUUGGAGCUGCUCCAAGCACUACCUCCAUCACCGACAGGCUCCCAGUCAGAUAAGGAUGAUGUAAACCCACUCCCACCGCUCUUCUUUGCCCACGGCGGUUUUGGCAGCGCCGCAAUUUGGCUACCCUACUUGCAAGCUUUCGCAGCCCGCGGAUACCGCUGCUACGCUGCGAGUUAUCGCGGUCAUGGUGCGAGCUGGUACCCCGGGUUCUGGCGCAUGUAUUGCACAGGUAGGGCAAGUAUUGCGGGGGAUUUGAGGGAUGCGGUGAAGUUCGUUGAAGGGUUGGAGGCGGAGCAACGGGGCAAGCAAGGGGGGGUGGAAGUCGUGUUGAUAUCGCAUUCGGCUGGGGCGGCAUUGAGCCAGUAUCUGCUGAGCAAAGGCGAGAUCAAAGUGAGGGCAUUCUGUGUUUUUGCAGGUGUUCCAGGGUUCGGAUCGUAUGUCCCUCUCUCCUUCUCUUUUGCUGUCCUUCCUUAUCGACGGUGUCCUGAUAUAUGCACACUCACUCCCAGUUGGCUCUAUCAACACUGGGCUCCCACAUUUCUAUUCCACUUCAUUUAUCGCUUCUUUCACCCCCGCUACAUCCUCGCCACUCCUGCCCAAAUCCGUUCCGCAUUCUUCACCCCCUCAACCACAUCAGCAACAGUCUCCAACUUUUCUCCCCUUCUCAGCCCGUACGAGUCUAUGCUGUGGCCGAUGCAGAGCCUAUUCAAAUUUGUGACGGGGGAAGAUGUGUUGAGCUCAAUCACUGGAUUCUGGAGUGGUGGGAAGACGAGGGAGAAAGUGAAACCAUGUCUGUUAAUUCUAGCUGCUGAGUAUGAUGUCUUGUGCAGACCGGAUAUCUUGAGAAAUGCGGCUGCAUUAUAUCGCGCUGCGUUUGCGAGAAUGAUAGAGAGUGAGAGGGUCGAGGGGAGGGGAGAGAUGGCGGGGUCUGCGGUGGAGUUUGAAGUUGUGCAGGGUGUGGCACAUCAUUUGCAAAACCAUGAUGACGGCGAGUGGCAAAAAGGAGUCGAGGUUUUGGAGAAGUGGUUAGGGAGGCUCGGGGCGGAUUGA